AUGUCAGAGCAAAGAGCUGCAUUCUUGCGCAGCAAUAUCCAGCCAUGGCCAUAUUGUGCACAUGUUACAGAUGGCACGAAGGAUAAGCAGCAUGAUAAGAAGGUGCACAGACACAUCGAUCAGGUGGAGGAUGUUUUUCUUCGGCCAAUUCUGGCCAAUCACAGUCUCGAAGCCUUAUAUGGAAUUCUUGGCCAGGACGCGGACUUCAGUAAUCUUCUCGCGCUUGCUCCUAGUUGUGCUGAGUUGCCUGCAAUUUGCAUGAGCGAUAUUGCUGGACUUUUCAAUCAUUAUGCUGCUUGCUCUGUAAUUCUGUCAGUAGCACAGGUACAAAGUGAGGGCUUCAGAAACUGGACUGUCGUGGAUCAUCGUCGACGCAAGAUGGCUAUCGAGGGUCGUCUCAGACACACCAGCUGCCAAGAAGCGGAAAUAUCACCGCUAAUCACUUGGAAGGAUGACAAAGCCGCAAGUGCCCCGCAUUUGCAUCUGGAUGAAGGCGAUUGGCUCACAGCUCGGACUCCAGUUGAUCUAUCUUAUGCACAAAUCGAUCAUGAUCAGUCUCACUUUAUCGACUUAGCUGAAUUGGAGCAGCCUAGUACGUCUAUGACGAAUAACUAUGAGUAUGAACAGCUACUUAUACACGACACCCCCAACUUCAUGAAGGCGUUCCGUGAACAGCUAGAGAUUCUAUCGUCAAUGGUUUCCACGGAGAACACAGAAAGUUUUGUGGUCAUACGGAGAUGUGGUCAAUUCCAUGCCCUCACAAUAUUCAUGCAGUAA
Laetiporus sulphureus 93-53 is the source of this 777-nucleotide messenger RNA. RefSeq lists its product as uncharacterized. The record is from RefSeq and is a predicted model, not a curated record. Lineage: Eukaryota; Fungi; Basidiomycota; Agaricomycetes; Polyporales; Laetiporaceae. The transcript has 7 exons. The coding region runs from base 1 to 777 and encodes 258 amino acids.